AUGCUAUUCUCCACACCUCCCUGCAAAUCCCAAGCUCCUGCAGCCGCCGCCGCCGCCAUCGUAGCAGCUAUCUCCAGCCGCCGCAUCUCCUCCUCCUCGUCGCCGGCGCUGAUUCCUCCGCCGCAUCACGAGGACAACCCAUUCUCCCCACUCCUCACUUCCGAUCCCCCUCCACCGGAUCCGCUCCGCCGGGUUCUUGCCACGGGCGACGUCCACGCCGCGCUCCGCGGCCUCCCGGUCCUCGCGCGCCAGCUAUUCCGGUGGGCGGAGGGCACCCCGCACGGCUUCCCCCGCUCCGCGUCCGCAUUCGCCGCCGUCCUCAUCCCGCUCGUCGAGGCCCGCCACAACAGCGCCACCCACCCCGUCUCCCUCCGCGCCCUCCACGCCGGCCUGCUCCUGCCCCUCCUCUCUCUCCUCCUCACGUAUCCCCUGUCCCGUUCCUCCUAUCACCUCCUAAACCUCCUCUUACGCAUGUCCACCAAGUUCCCAGCCGAAUGCGAGGCGCACGGCUCCGUGCCCACCACCUGUUCGACCCAAUGCCUUUCGGUCUUCCAAGAGAUGGCCCGUCAUGGCGUAGCCCCUUACGUCAAGGAGUGCAACCUCGUGCUCCAUGUGCUAUGCCGUGCGGCCAGGUGGGAUGACAUGAGUGCUGUGUAUUCUGAUAUGCUGCAGCUCGGGGUCAAGCCAAGCAUUGUCACAUACAAUACAUUGCUGGAUUCUUUCUGCAAGUCGGGGAGGAUCGAUCAGGCUGUCAGCCUGCUCAGGGAUAUGGAGGCCCAGGCGGCUGGGUGCUUGCCGGAUGAUGUCACCUACAAUGUGGUCAUCAGCGGGUUGGCCAGGAAUGGUGAGCUGGACAAGGCGUCUGAGCUGGUUGAUAGAUUGCGCUUGUCCAAGAAAGCAUCAGCCUUCACAUAUAAUCCACUUAUCACUGGGUUGUUAGCCAGGGGUUUUGUUGAGAAGGCUAGAGCUUUGCAGCGGGAGAUGGAGAAUGAUGGCGUUCCGCCAACGGUGGUGACAUACAAUGCAUUGAUUGAUGGGCUGUUUAAAAGAGGGAAUGCUGAGGCGGCGCUGGUGAUAUUUGCUGAAAUGAGGGCAAUGGGGAUGCCGCCAGAUUUGAUUACUUAUAAUUCCUUGAUAAAUGGAUAUUGUAAGGCAGGGAAUUUGAGGCAGGCACUUUCGUUGCUUGGUGACUUGAGGCGUGCAGGGCUAGCUCCAACAGUUUUGACAUAUAAUAUCCUUAUAGAUGGUUAUUGUAGAUUAGGCGAUUUAGAGGGGGCUAAGAGAAUCAAGGAGAAGAUGACAGAGGAGGGCUGCCUGUACGAUGUUUGUACAUAUACUAUUCUUAUGAAUGGGUCAUACAAGGUCAGGAACCUUGCUAUGGUCAGGGUGUUCUUUGAUGAAAUGCUGAGCAAAGGUUUACGACCAGAUGCCUUUGCCUACAACACGAGGAUUUUAGCAGAGCUGACUCUAGGUGCUAUUUCCGGUGCUUUUCAGUUGAGGGAGGAGAUGACGCUGAGAGGAAUUCCUUCUGAUACAGUUACAUAUAAUAUUCUUAUUGAUGGGCUGUGCAAGACUGGUAGCCUGAAAGAUGCCUAUGCGUUGUGGAUGAAGAUGGUCAGUGAUGGUUUACACCUUGAUUGUGUCACGUACACUUGCUUGAUCCAUGCGCAUUGUGAGAGGGGGCGCCUAGCGGAAGCAAAUAGUAUUUUUUAUGGCAUGGUUGCAAGUGGUUUGACACCCUCGGCUGUGACCUAUACUGUUUUAAUCCACACAUACUGCAGGAGGGGAAAUCUAUAUUCAGCAUAUGGUUGGUUCCGGAAGAUGCUGGAGGAAGGAGUGGAACCUAAUGAAAUAACAUAUAAUGUGCUGAUGCAUGCAUUAUGCCGGAUGGGGAGAACUGAAUUGGCUUAUCGACAUUUUCAUGAGAUGCUGGAGAGAGGAUUGGUGCCAAACAAGUGCACAUACACCUUUUUGAUAGAUGGGAACUGUAAAGAAGGUAAUUGGGUGGAGGCUAUAAGGUUGUACUGCGAAAUGCAUCAGAAUGGUAUUCAUCCAGACCAUUGCACACAUAACGCCUUGUUUAAGGGAUUUGGUGAAGACCACAUGCACAAGGCAAUCCAGUACUUGGAGAAUGUUGUUUUGGGUGUCUAGGAUGGUCCUCAAGAAAGGAUCACGUUGUCCUUGCUUGGUGGAGAACUCUAUGGCAGAUGGAACCUGGGGUGACAUUCUCUGGAUAAUGGAGCUAUGUGCUUUCCAGAGAGAUUGUUAAACACAAACAGGUCCUUCUC
Lolium rigidum is the source of this 2288-nucleotide messenger RNA. RefSeq names its product pentatricopeptide repeat-containing protein At1g22960, mitochondrial-like. NCBI's taxonomy places the organism in Eukaryota, Viridiplantae, Streptophyta, Magnoliopsida, Poales, Poaceae. The coding region runs from base 1 to 2151 and encodes 716 amino acids. The transcript has 2 exons. The record is from RefSeq and is a predicted model, not a curated record. Gene Ontology annotation, molecular function: protein binding.